UCCAUUGCAGGUAAGUAGAGGUUAGAUCACCAGAACAUCACCUUAUUUUUUGCCUAUGCGUGAGCAAAUGUUGGUCUGCGCGUUCCAAGGAUUGACAAAUGAAAUGCAUUAUGCAGAGCAGAGUUGGUAGUGUUGAAAAAGAAAGUGCGGUCAUUGCGUUUACCAACUACCGCUGCCACAUGCAUAUCUGUUUCACAGAAGACAAAAAUGUUUAGGACACGUGUUAUGACAUUCCAAAAACUAUCGCGUUCCACUUCAGACUUGAAGCGCGAUUCCCUUGACCAACAGUUUCCAGGAUCAGGUUGGUGAUUGGCUUAACUUGUUUCUUAAUUUUGGCUCUUUGUCUUCUUCACCAUGCCUCCAAAACCCUUAGACUACGAGUCAAUAAAUGAAAAUGUGAAGAAGGCUCAAUAUGCUGUUAGAGGUGAAUUAUACCUUCGAGCUUCUGAGCUUCAAAAGGAAGGAAAGAAGAUUAUAUUCACAAAUGUUGGUAAUCCACACGCUCUGGGGCAGAGACCGCUGACUUUUCCUCGCCAGGUUGUUGCUUUGUGCCAGGCUCCGUUUCUCCUAGAUGAUCCUAAUGUGGACCUUCUGUUCCCUGCUGAUGCAAUUGCCAGAGCUAAGCAUUAUCUUUCAAUGACCCCGGGUGGUCUUGGUGCUUACAGUGACUCUAGAGGCAUACCAGCAAUAAGGAAAGAGGUGGCUGAGUUCAUACAAAGACGUGAUGGUUAUCCAAGUGAUCCAGAGCUCAUAUAUCUCACUGAUGGUGCCAGCAAGGCUGUGAUGCAGAUUUUACAAACCAUCAUCCGAGGCCCAGGGGAUGGGGUUUUGGUUCCUGUUCCACAAUAUCCACUCUACUCAGCAACAAUUGCUCUCUAUGGUGGUACGCUGGUACCGUACUAUCUUGAAGAGACAGCAAACUGGGGCCUUGAUAUUAAUGAAAUUCGCCAGUCAGUUUCUCAGGCUCGUUAUAGAGGAAUAACAGUAAGAGCAAUGGUGAUCAUAAAUCCCGGAAACCCUACUGGUCAAUGCCUUAGUGAAGCAAAUUUAAGAGAGGUUCUGCGUUACUGUUUUCAAGAAAAUCUAGUAUUGCUUGGAGAUGAGGUUUACCAGCAGAACAUAUAUCAAGAUGAACGACCGUUUAUCAGUGCUAAAAAGGUUUUGAUGGAUAUGGGGCCACCAAUAAGCAAGGAACUCCAGCUUGUUUCUUUUCACACAGUGUCAAAAGGAUAUUGGGGUGAAUGUGGACAGAGGGGUGGAUAUUUUGAGAUGACUAACAUUCCUCCAGAGACAGUUGAUGAGAUCUACAAAGUUGCGUCAAUCUCCCUCAGUCCAAAUGUUCCAGCACAGAUAUUUAUGGGGCUGAUGGUGAAUCCACCCAAACCUGGAGAUAUAACCUAUGAACAAUUUGUUAGGGAAAGCAAAGGAGUACUCGAAUCACUGAGGAGAAGAGCGAGAUUAAUGACUGAUGGAUUCAACAGCUGCAGGAACGUUGUAUGUAAUUUUACAGAAGGUGCUAUGUAUUCCUUCCCUCAAAUACGAUUGCCUUCCAGAGCAAUAGAGGCUGCUAAACAAGCUGGAAAGGCCCCUGAUGUUUUUUAUUGUCUCAAGCUUUUAGAAGCCACCGGCAUAUCCACUGUUCCUGGUUCAGGAUUUGGACAGAAAGAAGGGGCUUUCCAUUUGAGGACAACUAUUUUACCAGCUGAGGAAGACAUGCCUGCUAUUAUGGAUAGUUUCAAAAAAUUCAAUGAUGAGUUCAUGGAGCAAUAUGAAGACCAUAGAGGUUAUUCAAGGAUGUAAUCAGUUCACCUUGAGUUUAUAUUUGAUUCAUAUUUAUGUGUUUCUGUGAGCUGUCAAUCCCCACCCUUCAAAAGAAUCGUGGCAUCUUCUGCACAGAGAAUCUACCUUUCCUUUACUGGAGAUAACCAAUUCUGAAUGUCAACUUCAACUUUUAAAACUAGGGUUCUAGGCCAAACUCAACCUGACCUGGCCCAUGGACAUCAUUAUACGUAACAAUGGAAAAAUCCACAAAGACGGAGAAGAGUUUGCUUUUGAUUAAUGUGGAGCCUGAUUAUAACAAAUCAGUAUAUCAGUAUGCAAUAAACAGAAUGAUUCACCUUAAAUCCGUGAGAAGUAUGGAGAUUGUUUUACUACAGCUUCUUAUGUUUCCUAUGUAUUAUAAAGACAUUUGUGAAUAGUAUACAACUUGUUAAACAUACGGAUCCAUAACUUUCAAUCAUUAUAGUCAUGCAUCUAGAAAAUGGAAGGACAAAUUCCAGAGUUUCCCAGCA
Neltuma alba is the source of this 2291-nucleotide messenger RNA. Its product is annotated as glutamate--glyoxylate aminotransferase 2-like. Gene Ontology annotation, molecular function: pyridoxal phosphate binding; L-alanine:2-oxoglutarate transaminase activity; glycine:2-oxoglutarate transaminase activity. Bases 355 to 1800 code for a protein of 481 amino acids. The record is from RefSeq and is a predicted model, not a curated record. The transcript has 15 exons. NCBI's taxonomy places the organism in Eukaryota, Viridiplantae, Streptophyta, Magnoliopsida, Fabales, Fabaceae. Gene Ontology annotation, biological process: biosynthetic process; photorespiration.